Alternaria novae-zelandiae is the source of this 618-nucleotide messenger RNA. RefSeq lists its product as uncharacterized. Bases 1 to 618 code for a protein of 205 amino acids. NCBI's taxonomy places the organism in Eukaryota, Fungi, Ascomycota, Dothideomycetes, Pleosporales, Pleosporaceae. The record is from RefSeq and is a predicted model, not a curated record. The transcript has 3 exons.
AUGGAUACCUGGUCCUCAAAUGUAGAAGUCGAUUCGACUGUCGGUACUGUGUCGCUUGGUAUGGUGGUUAUUGAUGAGAUCCACUUACCAACACGAUCGCCUUUGAUUGACGUAGCGGGGGGCUCGGGAGCCUACGCAACGCUUGGGAGCCGCCUGUUCAAGACCCCUGCGCGAUCGAAGACGGUGGGCUGUCUGGCUCUUGUGGGCUACGACUUUCCCGAUGCUGUGCGAGAGCAGCUACAGGCCUGGCGGACCACUCUGCACGUAAAUGUCUCGCAGGACAGACUGAGCACCAGAGGGCUUCUUGAGUACGAAGACGACACAUUUGGACCUAAGAAUGUAUGGCUUCCGCCAUACUACGAAUCAUCGGCGGUCAAGGUUGUCGAUCCUACUGGAGGUGGCAACACAUAUCUAGGCGGGUUUAUUGCAGGCUUGAAAGCAUCAGGAGAUAUCACUGAAGCAUCUAUGUAUGGCAACGUGGCUGCAAGUUUUGCUAUCGAGCAGAUCGGUUUGCCUUCUUGUGAGGUGAGCGAUGGUGAAGAGAUGUGGAACGGCACUCAUGUAAUGGAGCGUCUUUCUGAGUACAGAGAGAGGCUCAGCUUCACAAGCAAGAAGUGA